GCUUGUUUUGUAGCCUACCGCCGUCGACACCAGUUCUGUAGCUUGUCACCUCCGCCGCAUCUGUAGUCUGCCUAAUUUGCUGAAGUGUGCUCUAGCUGCCACCACUGCCAAAGUUUGUGAGCGCUGCUGCUCUGGCUCGUUGCGAUCAUUACAGAUACCUCCAAAUCGUCGCUGCCUCUACUAGGAUUCGUCUAUGCCUGCAACAACAUCCUGCAUCUAGCAUCACAAAUCUAGUGAUUCAGUGGAACCGUGCAAGGAAGGAUAGGCAAUCAACAACUCUUCCGUCAAACACUCAAAAUAAUGAGGGGCAUUUUGGACAUUACUUACCCCAUCUUGGUAUUUGCGCAAAAAUGAAAGUAGACAAACAAAGUGCGAGGGAAGAUGUCUUGUUGGGUGGUUGCCGGAGAGCGACAAGCAGCUCGCAUAAGAGGACUGUACUUGCAAGCCAUUCUGAGACAGGACAUUGCAUUCUUUGACACUGAAACUGAAACUGGAGAGGUCAUAGCUCGAAUGUCUGGUGAUACUAUUCUCAUUCAAGAAGCCAUGGGUGAAAAGGCUGGGAAGUUCAUACAAUUUACUUCAACAUUCAUUGGAGGCUUUGUGAUUGCCUUUAUAAAAGGAUGGCUUCUUGCAUUGAUUUUAUCAUCCAGCAUACCCGCCCUAGUUAUUGUGGGAGGAUUCAUGACAUCGCUCAUGUCAAAAAUGUCAAGUCAUGGACAAGUUGCUUAUGCACACGCUGGAAAUGUAGUAGAGCAGACAAUAAGAGGGAUUAAAACGGUUGCCUCAUUCACAGGAGAGAUACGCGCAAGCGACAAAUACGAUGACCAACUGCAAACUGCUUAUAAGUCUAUGGUGGAACAAGAGUUGGCUUCUGGUUUAGGACUUGGUGUUAUGUCACUAGUGGUCAAUACUACUUACGCUCUUGCUAUAUGGUAUGGUUCAAAGCUGAUAAUCCACAAUGGAUACACAGGAGGAGACGUGACUAACAUUCUUUUUGGCAUCAUGACGGGAGGAAUGUCACUAGGCCAAACAAGUCCAUCUUUCAAUGCAUUUGCAGCAGGGAAGGCAGCUGCAUACAAAAUGUUUGAGACAAUAAAUCGAAAACCAUAUAUCGAUGUUUCUGCCACAAGUGGCAUUGAAAUGGAAGACAUGAGGGGCGAGAUCGAGCUGAAGGAUGUGUAUUUCAAAUAUCCGGCGAGGGAAGAUGUGCAAAUUUUCGCUGGAUUUUCCCUUCAUGUCCCUUGUGGCAAAACUGCAGCUUUGGUUGGUCAGAGUGGAAGUGGAAAGUCUACCGUUAUUAGUUUGCUGGAACGGUUUUAUGAUCCUGAUUCUGGAGAAGUGCUCAUAGACGGUGUUAAUCUUAAAAAAUUUAAGGUAAAAUGGUUAAGGGAGAAAAUAGGAUUAGUGAGCCAAGAACCAAUCUUGUUUUCUACUAGCCUAAAAGAGAACAUAGCCUAUGGUAAGCAAAAUGCUACAGAUACAGAUAUCAGAGUAGCAAUAGAGCUUUCAAAUGCUGCCAAAUUCAUUGACAAGCUCCCUAAGGGACUGGAUACAGUGGUUGGUGAGAAUGGAACACAACUAUCUGGUGGACAAAAGCAAAGGAUUGCAAUUGCAAGGGCCAUUAUAAAGAACCCAAAAAUCCUCCUCCUUGAUGAAGCUACUAGUGCUUUGGAUGCAGAAUCAGAACGCACUGUGCAAGAAGCACUUGACAAGGUUAUGAAGGGAAGAACCACUGUGGUUAUUGCUCAUCGCUUGACAACGAUUCGAAAUGCUGAUCUGAUAAAUGUAGUAGAAACCGGGAAGCUCGUGGAACAAGGCACUCAUGAUGAGUUAAUCAGAGAUCCUAAUGGGGUGUACACACAGCUAGUAAGAAUGCAGCAAAGAUAUAAGCAAGAAGAGAUGACAAAAGAUUUGGAAAUUAAUCUCGUGGCAAUGACAAAUGUCGAUGAGUUAAGUAGAUCAUCAUCAAGCUUAAGAUUCUCUACCAUGAGACGAUCCACAAGCCAUGGGUCAUCAAGACAUUCUUUCACACACACCUGUCCUAUUCCGGGAACAAUUGACAUCCAAGAAUAUGAAAUCAGAAAUGAUCAAAAAGUUGAAGAGCCAUGUGAUGGAACUGCUAAAAAAAGGAACGACGUGUCUCUGAGAAGGCUUGCCUUCCUUAACAAACCAGAAAUUCCAUAUUUGUUUCUUGGAGCAGUAGUUGCAUGUUUUCGUGGACUACUCUUUCCCUUAUCAGGCCUCCUCCUCUCCAUCGCCAUCAAAAUUUUCUUUGAGCCUCAGCCAAAAUUGCCAAAAGAUUCCAGGUUCUGGGCACUUGUGUAUAUUUUGGUCGGCCUUACGACUUUAGUAGUUGUACCCAUCCAGAAUUUGUUCUUUGGAAUUGCGGGUGGGAAAUUGAUCCAGAGAAUACGCUCAUUAACAUUCAAGAAAGUAGUCUGCCAAGAAAUGAGCUGGUUUGAUGAUCCUGCAAAUUCAAGUGGUACAAUUGGGGCAAGAUUAUCGAUCAAUGCUUCCACUGUUAGGAGCAUAGUGGGAGAUGCUUUGGCACUCUUUGUCCAGAACAUAGCAGCAGUUUUUGCAGCCCUCAUAAUUGCCUUUGCAGCUAAUUGGAUUUUGGCUAUAAUAGUCCUCCUUGUAUUACCAUUUAUUGGGUUUCAAGGCUUUAUACAGAUGAAAUUCAUCCAAGGCUUUGGCAAAGAUGCAAAAGUGAUGUAUGAAGAAGCGAGUGCAGUUGCGAAUGAUGCGGUUGGGGGUAUAAGGACAGUGGCAUCUUUUUGUGCAGAAGAGAAAGUUAUGGCCGUGUUUAAAAGAAAGUGUGAAGGCCCCUUGAAGCAAGGGAUUAAGGUAGGAAUAGUAAGCGGGUUGAGUUUAGGCAUCAGCUCAGUAGUUCUCUUUCUUGCAACUGCGUUUUGUUUCUUCAUAGGUGCCAUUCUUGUUCAACACGACAAAGCAAGCUUCGCACAAGUCUUUAAGGUUUUCUUUACAUUGACCGCGACAGCAAAUGCAGUUUCUCAGGCUUCUGUCACCGCACCAGACCUUAACAAGGUUAAGGAUUCUGCGGCGUCUAUAUUUGACAUUCUUGACAGGAAACCAAAGAUCGAUAGCAGUAGUGAAGAUGGUAGGUCUUUGACAACCAUCCGGGGAGAUAUAGAGUUGCAAAAUAUCACUUUCAGAUAUCCCACUCGCCCGGAUACCCUGAUAUUCAAGGACUUGUGCCUCACCAUGCCUGCUGGAAAGACAUGUGCUCUUGUGGGAGAAAGUGGGAGUGGGAAAUCAACAGUGAUUGGUCUGAUAGAGAGAUUCUAUGACCCUGAUUCUGGACAAGUGUUGUUAGAUGGGUUUCCAAUCAAGAACCUGAAGCUAAGUUGGCUAAGGCAACAAAUGGGACUAGUGAGCCAGGAGCCAAUACUCUUCAACGAAACAAUCCGGGACAACAUAGCCUACGGCAAACAAGGGAACAUUACAGAGGAAGAGAUCAUUGAGGCAGCCAAAUCAUCAAACGCGCACAACUUCAUCUCAUCAUUGCCACAAGGCUAUGGGACAUCAGUGGGGGAGAGAGGGAUACAACUAUCCGGCGGUCAAAAGCAACGAAUAGCCAUUGCCAGGGCCAUACUGAAAAACCCUAAAGUUCUCAUGCUAGACGAGGCUACAAGCGCACUAGACACCGAGUCAGAGCGGGUCGUGCAAGAGGCAUUAGACCGGGUUAUGGUGAACCGGACCACCAUCAUCGUGGCUCAUCGCCUCACCACAAUUGCAGGUGCUGACCUGAUCGCAGUGGUCAAGGAUGGAGCGAUUGCAGAGCAAGGAAGGCACGAUGCACUUUCGAAUAUCAAGGAUGGAGUUUAUGCUUCCUUAGUCGCACUCCACGCAUAAUAACAAUGCUAAGCUUAGAUAGAUAACAUGUAUUUGGCAUGCCACACCCCCCCCCCCCCAAAAGUACGUCCCUCCCAAAGUAACAUGUUUACCAAGGGCAAAUUUCAUUUAUAAAAUUAUAUAGUCAUGUCAUCUUUUAUUUUGUAGAACAUUCGAUGUACUUCAUAGUUUUUAAUUUAUAAAUUUUAUUUUCUAAUUCCACCUCAAUUCUUAUAUAAAUGGUAUGCAAAAAAUUCAAUAAAAAAUCAUAAAUUGAAACAGACAAU
This is a messenger RNA of Cuscuta campestris, 4142 nucleotides long. The record is from the annotation of a GenBank genome assembly. Lineage: Eukaryota; Viridiplantae; Streptophyta; Magnoliopsida; Solanales; Convolvulaceae.